AGCUCAGACGGGCUGUCCGCUGCACUUCUCCGGAGGAUGAGCUGAAGACGGGACGGGUCUGUCUGGUCGGCAUGCCGCGGAGCGGGCUGGAGCUGUGAUUUCGAGCCUGAUCCGAGGAGAGAGGCGGCGGAGAGGCGCUGCAGCUUCACGAGGGGGAUUUAAACACCAGGAUGGAGGAUUCGAUGGGAGCGAGGGCAAACGGGCCGGUGGCGGCGCCCAGAAACCCGGGCGACUCCUCGCUCGGCCCGCCGCUGUCUCCAGACGAGCUGGAGGACGAGCAGCAGUCGUCCCUGACCGACGUCACCCAGAUGUGGAUUAAAUUCGGCAAGACCUUCGCCAUCAUCUUCCCCAUCUACGUGUUGGGCUACUUUGAGUUCAGCUUCAGCUGGGUCCUGGUCGGCCUGGCGGCGCUCCUCUACUGGAGGAAGAACUACGGCGGGCAGGACUACCGGAUCAACCGGGCCCUGGCUUUCCUGGAGCACCGGGAGAGAGUCGUCAAGCAAGUCGUGCCCACGACCGAGCUGCCGCCCUGGGUCCAUUAUCCAGAUGUGGAGAGAGUGGAGUGGCUGAAUAAGACGGUGAGACAGAUGUGGCCGUUCAUCUGCCAGUUUGUGGACAAGCUGUUCAGAGACACCAUCGAGCCGGCGGUGAAGGGCGCCAACCCCCACCUGGGCUCCUUCUGCUUCACCAAGAUCGACAUGGGCGACAAGCCUCUGAGAGUCAACGGGGUCAAAGUUUACACGGAGAACGUGGACAAGCGGCAGGUCAUCAUGGACAUGCAGAUCAGCUUUGUGGGGAACACAGAGAUCGACGUGGACAUCAAGAAGUACUACUGCAGGGCGGGAAUCAAAAGCAUCCAGCUCCACGGCGUGAUGCGGGUGGUGAUGGAGCCGCUGCUCGGGGACAUGCCUCUGGUCGGAGCGCUGUCCAUCUUCUUCCUGAAGAAGCCGCUGCUGGACAUCAACUGGUCGGGACUCACCAACAUGCUGGACAUCCCCGGAGUGAACGGUUUGUGUGACAACAUGCUUCAGGACAUCAUCUACAGCUACCUGGUUCUCCCAAACCGGAUCACCAUCCCGCUGGUGGGAGAGGCCCAGCUGGCUCAGCUCCGGUUCCCCGUGCCCAAGGGAGUCCUGAGGAUCCACUUCAUCGAGGCCCAGGAGCUUCUGGGGAAGGACAAGUUCCUGGGGGGCCUGAUCAAAGGCAAGUCGGACCCGUACGGAGUGAUCCAGGUGGGAACCGAGCUGUUCCAGAGCCGAGUCAUCCACGAGACCGUCCACCCCAAGUGGAACGAGGUCUUCGAGGCUCUGGUUUAUGACCACUCCGGUCAGAAUCUGAGCAUCGAGCUGUUUGACGAAGACACCGAUAAAGACGACUUCCUGGGCUGUCUGACGGUGGAUCUGGCUGAGCUGCAGAAAGAACACAAAGUGGACGAGUGGUUUACGAUGGAAGACGUGGCUACUGGGAAACUUCACCUCAAACUGGAGUGGCUGUCUCUGAUGAAAACACCCGAGAGGCUGGACCAGGUUCUCAGCAGUAUCAAAGCCGACCGCGGUCACGCUAACGACGGUUUGUCUUCCGCUCUUCUCGUGGUUUUCCUGGACUCGGCUCGAAACCUCCCGCGCAAUCCGUUAGAGAUCAACCAGGCGGGUUUGAAGAAGACCUCGAUCAGUAAAGCCAUCAAGUCCGGUAAAAAAGUGACCAGCGAUCCGAACCCAUUCGUCCAGUUCACGGUGGGACACAAAUCCUUCGAGAGCAAGACCAAAUACAAGACCAACGAGCCGGUGUGGGAGGAAACCUACACCUUCCUCAUCCACAACCCCAGGACGCAGCAGCUGGAGGUGGAGGUGAAGGACGAGAAACACGAGUGUUCUUUGGGGACGCUGACGGUCCCGCUUCAGUCCCUGCUGGAGGCCGAGGACAUGACCCUGAACCAGCGCUUUCCCCUCAAGAACUCGGGUCCGAGCUGCACCCUGAAGAUGAAGAUGGCUCUGAGGGUUUUGAGCGUCGAUAAAGACGCGUCCUCGUCCUCGAGUUCGACGCCAUCUUCUGUUCAAGUCCGGAAGUCCAGCUCCUCCAGCGACGCCCGCCGGCCCUCCGCCUCCACCGAGCCCCCCAGGACUCCCGGCACCGCCUCCGACGUCCCGCGCUCCGCCUCCGAGUCCGCCCAGGACCCGGCCGGCCGGCGCAGGCCGUCCGAGGACCGCCCGAGGAACCCCGGAGCUCCGGACUACGGACCGGCGGCAGGCAGAGCGGGCCAGGGCCUGGCGGAGGCCGGGCGCAGCACCUCCAACCUCACCAUCUCCGGCUCCCAGACGCACCUGGCGGGAGGCAAAGAGCCGACGCCCAGCAUCGCCUCGGACAUCUCCAAUCCCUACGCCGCGCAGGAGCUGCAGCAGAGGCUGCACCAGCUGCACAACGGUUCCGGCCCCAGUUACUACCCCCUGGGUGAGAUCCAGCUGACGGUCCGUCACAGCUCCCAGAGGAACCGGCUCAUCGUGGUGGUUCACGCCUGCAGGAACCUGAUCGCCUUCAGCGACUCGGGUUCCGACCCGUACGUCCGACUCUACCUUCUCCCCGACAAACGGCGUUCCGGCAGGAGGAAAACCCACACCUUCAAGAAGACCCUGAACCCGGUCUACGACCAGACGUUCGAGUUCAGCGUGUCGCUGGUGGAACUCCACAGACGUACUCUGGACGUGGCGGUGAAGAACGGCGGAGGGCUGCUGUCCAAACACAAAGGGCUUCUGGGAAAGGUUUUGGUGGAUUUGACUCAUGAGGAGAUUUCUAAAGGCUGGACGCAGUGGUACGAGCUGAGCGAGGACGGCAUGGCCAAGCCGCAGCUGUGACGGAGCGCCGGCCACGCCCCCUCACGUAACCACGCCCUGCACACGGCCACGCCCUCACUCGUAACCACGCCCCUGCACAUGGCCACGCCCCCGCACGUGCUUUCCAUCAUGCUGACCUGUAAAGGCAGAGACGCUCUUCAACCACAUCAGUCGCAGCCAAACCCCCCCUUUAAGAAGAGACGGGUGGAGAAACUCACAGCACCUCCUGACGGAGGUCUGGACUUCCUGUUUCCUCCCCAAAGAUCCAAUGUAAAUAAUGGAAUGCUGGAAGAGUGUGUGUGAGUGUAUGUGUGUGAGAGAAUGUUGUUUCAUUUGAAUUUUUUUUUCAAACCAAACAUUCUGAAGCAGUGCAGCGCCAGGCGUGUCGGCCUCACACACAGACGGCCCCCGGUUCGAGUCCGUGCUUUGGGGUUUGCAUGUUCUCCCUGUUCCCUCUGGCGGCGUUAACGAUGAGAUGAGUAAGCCAAGGGCUGGAAUCAGUUCAGCACGGCUGAAAAGGGCGAAAUGCUGAAACACCUGAAGCUGAGAUGUGAGAAGACGAGCCGCCUGCGACCCGCUGAAGGAGCUGGACCGUCGUCUCUCUCGUUCAGACCUCGUUCACUGCAUUCCUCUUCAUACGAAGGGACUCGAUGAGAUGUCGUGUCAGACAGCCGGGAAUCGAACACGGGUCCCUUUACCCAGCAUUGAACAGCUCGCCUGAUACGUUACCUGAUAGCUAAUUUUCAAUAAAUCAGUCAGUUACUUUGCCAGAUGAAAACCAGUCAGUUUACCUUCAUUUGGAUUUAAUGAGACGUUUAAUAGUUUAGUUUGUUUCUUUCCCGGCGCCAUGAUUCUUUAGUUCAAAGUGAAAAAGAGGUUUUUUCUCCUCACAUUGGUUCCCGACUGAACGGAACCCGUUGGAAGUUCCCAGAAUCCACUUCAAGGCACUUAUUAAUUAUUAAUCCCGACGCUCAUUCUGCUCUGGCUGUGUUUUUUUUUUCUUUCUUUUUUGAAAGUUGAACUGUUUCCGCUGCACUGGGCGAGCUGUUUCUACUCCGUAUGCUAGGCUACACUGACAAGCUGCUGGUUUCCGUAUUGAACGGUUUGAUCGGGAAAUUAGGUGUGAAAGUUGUUGAAAAGCGACCGUCUUCCUCAGAUCCCACCUGCUGGCCGUAGGAGGAACUGCACCCUCAAUCAUUCCAUUUUGUCACGAUUCAGCCAAACGUCAGGCUUUAAAACAUCCAAACUGUAUUUAUUAUUGAAAUGAAGUUCAGGUUCUUUCUCUUCAAGAUGUUCCUGUUCACAGAUCAAGUCUUCCAGGUGUAGAACUUUUCAUAUUGAUGACGAACCGUGAAUGGCGGCUCAGUUCGGUAUGAACGAACCAGUGUUUCCUCCUGUUAAAUGAUAGAUUACUGAUAAGUAGCGUAUGAACAGAUCAAAGCACCUGAUGGGUGAUUUAUCGAUAGCUUCUCCACGUCGUGGUUUUAUUGCGUCACUUCUUCUUUUACGUUAUCGUAAUACUUUCCGUCAUUCUGAAUUGAAGCCUUUUGUUUUUGAUGGAACUUUGGUCUUAACGUGUCUUGUUUCCACUCGUUCUGCUGAAAACCUCUUUAAUCCGGUUUUCCUCCAGUUUUCUGUACAUUCGCGUCGUGUUCAGAAGGGAUUCACGCCACCAGACGCUUCGCUCUUCGCUUCAAACGCACACUAUAAGCACAUUUAGCCAAAGAGCAGCAGUUUGGAACCGGCUCCACCUUUUUUACGUUCAUAUCAAGCUUAAAGGAAGUAUUUUACAUAUCCAGAACGUCCAGCUGUAGUUUAUGUCUGUGGAUGUUUUUUUUUUUUUUUUUUAAACUUGUGUUUUCCUGCUCUGUGUCUUUUCUUUGGUAAGAAACAAUGAGUUUGUCUGAAACGGGGAGGAGUGGAACCUCCUCUCCGCGUUCUGCAUUUAUCUGGUGCCUUAAAGAGUUCCACAGCAGAACGCAGAACGUCAACACCAGAAACGUGUUCUACAUGUCUUUUACCUGAAUAAAGAGCUUUAGCUGGCAAUCGCAGCAUG
Messenger RNA from Salarias fasciatus (jewelled blenny), 4884 nucleotides. RefSeq names its product extended synaptotagmin-like protein 2a (gene esyt2a). Gene Ontology annotation, biological process: lipid transport. The record is from RefSeq and is a predicted model, not a curated record. The transcript is spliced from 24 exons. Lineage: Eukaryota; Metazoa; Chordata; Actinopteri; Blenniiformes; Blenniidae. Gene Ontology annotation, molecular function: phosphatidylethanolamine binding; phosphatidylcholine binding; calcium ion binding. Gene Ontology annotation, cellular component: endoplasmic reticulum membrane. Bases 171 to 2849 code for a protein of 892 amino acids.